Messenger RNA from Lindgomyces ingoldianus, 192 nucleotides. RefSeq lists its product as uncharacterized. The transcript has a single exon. The record is from RefSeq and is a predicted model, not a curated record. Gene Ontology annotation, molecular function: transmembrane transporter activity. The annotation marks the transcript as partial. Gene Ontology annotation, cellular component: membrane. NCBI's taxonomy places the organism in Eukaryota, Fungi, Ascomycota, Dothideomycetes, Pleosporales, Lindgomycetaceae.
AAAGUUUCCAGCCGCAAAGUUGAUUGGCGUCUGAUCCCAAUUCUCAGAAUUCUGUACUCAGUCUCUAGCCUCGACUGUGUCAACCUCUCUAAUGCUCGCGUCGCUGGCAUGAACAAAGAACUCCACUUUGACGUCGGAAAUCGUUACUUAGUUGCCCUACUGGUCUUCUUCGUUACAUAUUUCCUCUUCGAG